AUGUGCUGCGGGCUCUUCGAGUGCUACCGCGAAAGAAUGGGCAAGGUGCGUCUCUUCAAGACGCCCGACUACACCGUCAAGCAGCCGCCCGAUGCGGUGGUCUGCAAACCCCCCGCCAACGGGAUCCUGUGUGCACCCUCGGCCAGCGGGAAGACCGUUCUCCUCGUCUCGAUGAUUUUGGAGCAGUACCAGGGCUGCUUUGAGCGCAUCUACAUCUUCUCGCCCUCGGUGGAGGUCGACUCCGCCUGGCAGCCCGUGAAGGACUACAUCAGGGACGAGCUGGGCGUGAACACGGACCGGGAGCAGUGCUGGUGGGAGGACUGGGACGAGGGGGCGCUUCGGAAGAUCAUCUCGGACCAGAAGCGCAUCACGCAGAAGAGCAAGGAGCUGGGCCUCAAAAAGCUCUACCAGGUUCUGGUGGUCCUCGAUGACCACGCCGAUAACCCCGCGGUCCACCGCAAGACCGGGGACGGCGUGCUGGACACGCUCUUCAUCCGCGGCCGACACUUCUGCAUCAACACCUGGGUGAGCACCCAGAAGCUGCGGCUCAUGAGCUCCGCCGUGCGGGUCAACGUGAUGUUUUACUGCGUCUUCCGCCUGCGGAACCAGCUGGGCUGGACGCCCUGGUGGAGGAGCUGA
Messenger RNA from Symbiodinium natans, 639 nucleotides. The record is from the annotation of a GenBank genome assembly. NCBI's taxonomy places the organism in Eukaryota, Dinophyceae, Suessiales, Symbiodiniaceae.